AUGAAGCGGAAAGAAUCCCCGAGAACAACCCGCUCCGUGUCUUCAUCCUCGGAGGAGGAGGAGGAAAACGACCACGCGAACGAGAAGGAUGCAACGAGGACGACAACGACGACGACGGGUUUGAGUACUCGACGAAGAAGAAAUAACAACAACAACACAAAAACGAGCGAAAGAAGCGCGAACGAAUCGAAAGCGACGACGACGGGAAAGUUUCUCGCGCGCUUGCUCGCGGAAGAGAAGGAAAACGAAAGCGAAGACGCUUUGGUAAAGAAACUCGAAAAGGCCACGAGGCGCGCACGUUUUGAUGAAAAGAAUGACGAAGAUGUGAAAGAAAUCGGUCGAACGUUCGAAGAUGAUGAUGAUUGCAAAAAUCCCCUAAUAAAAGGAGGAGAUAUUCGAUUCAUCGAAGCGUCUGGGAAACGAACGCCGACGGUACGCAGAGUCGAGUGUAAAAAGAAGAAGGAAAAGACAAAGCGACGAGAACACACCACCGCCGAGGAGGAGGAGAGGAGGAUGCUAGAGGAAGAACUUUCGGGAACGGAGAAGUGUUUGUUUGCGAAACAUUACAGCGCGAACGUCUGCGUCAAGGCUCCGUCCAGAUGUUGGUUCGAGACGACGGUGGAAAGUUUUCGAGAUGAGAUUGGAGGGGAGCACGAUUACGUAGGGUGGGCGAGGAAAGACGUGGAAUUGAGCGAGACGUGCGGGAUUGCGGAGUUUUGCACGUCGAAUAAAGGGAAGUGCAGUUCGGUGAGAGUGUGGAACGACGAUUGGGUGUUUCGAGGCGAAGAUCGGGCGUUUGAACGGAAAGAGAAGAGCGACGCGGCGAAGGAGAGAGGGGUGUUUGACUCUUCAAAGGGUUCAAAAGGUGAAGAGAAGGAAAAGAAGAAAGGGAAGAAAACAGGAAAACGAUCAUCGACGGAGAAGAAACUAACGAAGGAAUUCGAAGAUAGAAACUACGUACCUUUAUACGCCUCGGAUACCAAUCGAAACGUCUUCGCGGUUGGAAGUAUCGUUUUGAGCACGAUUGCGUUCGAGAUGAAAUACGUCGAGUUCCGAUAUUACGUGGAUGGAGUUCUGUAUAAAAUCGAUCGCAUCAAACGAGAUGCGCGAGAGAAAGACGACGACGAAAACGCGUGGUGGUUUCCAGUUACGAGUCAUUCGAGCGAGUUGAACGACGUGACGUUUAAUUUUGGGACGUACCCGAUGUUUCGAAACGUAUCCGAGGAAGCGCGAAAAUCGAACGAAGAGUUUCUCGCGCGGGCAAAGAAAAUAUACGGGGACAAUGAUGCGACAACAAACAGCGAGCAAGAAGAAAGAGAUUUGUUCUCGUGUUUACACUCGCCGUUCACGCGGUCCUCGUUACACGUCGAUGUGAGUAGUAGAAGCGGCAGCGGCAACAGCAGCGGUAGUAAUGAAAAUAGCAAAAACGAGGCGUUUCUUGAAGACGAACUUCGUCGGAGUUUUCUCCGCCCGAUAAAGAAGCUCAUGAGCGCGAUAUCGACCGGCGAUUGUCCAGUGACGAACAAGAAAGAUAUCCACAUUUUGUUCUGGCAGUUGUUGAGGACAUAUUUCGAUUCGUCGUUCCGGAUGGACAAUUUUUUUUCGUUGUCGCUUUCGGACGAUGGUCGCGAGGACAAGAUGGACGUCGACGACACUUUAAAAUUAAAGUCUGUGUUUACUUCGCCGUGGAAAGUCGACGCGACAAAAGCAAAGCGGGAGUGUUUUGCCUUGUGCCGAUUGCUCGUAGCACACGACCCGCACGUCCUGGAAUAUAACUACGGAAAAGAAGAAGAUGAAAAGAGAAACGCGUUACUUCUUUCAAACGAUGAGUUUGACGUCUUUUGCGAAAUGCUCAAAGACGACGGGAAUAUAGUCAUGGGCUCAAGUAUUCGUGGAUCUCGCAUGCUCGAUUGGUGGUUCCCAAGGUGCUUAUUCGAGUGUCUCUCUUUCAUGGCUUCCAGAGAACUCUUUUGCGGUAUUGAAGAAGAUUUGGCGUUACCGCACCCGCUGGAAAGAGCGUCGAAACUGUUGCGCGCCACGGAGGAGGAAGGCAACUUUCGAAUUUUGAGUCACCAGUCGUGGGGGGCGAAUUUUACGAGACUUUUCGCCACUCGCGAGCUCUCUGUUGCGUUGAUGAAUGCAGCUUUGUCCGUGGACGAAACGACGCUCGCUGAGGAAAAGCCACCCGCCGUCUACCCCUACGAUUCAGACGACGACGACAAAGAAGAAGAAGAAGAACGGCACGCAGAAUUCUCGGAGAAUCAAAAAACACGUUUGAAUCGAUUGAAAAUAUACACCGAAAGACGCGAACAGUGUAAAGCUGCGUUUGUCUUUGCCGCGAUGACGACGAGUUUGCGAAACGUGCCCGAGCGAGCGAUAGAUCGGAGUGAUGUGAAUAAAGAUGAGUUGCGAGAUUUCUCGCGCCACCCGCGUUACCCGGAUCUACUGGGCGCUUUCGAAGCUAUUAAAUGCCCGAUUGACUGGGAGGCGACCGAAAAUAUAACGUCCAACGAUGGCAGCACGUUUGAUGGGUACGAAUACGACAGAGAGAUUGAGAAAAGGAUGAAUCGCCUCCGAAGAAACGAUCGUGUCAUCGACGAUCGCGCCGAGAAGAAAUUUGAAAGAAACGACCAUUUUACGAGCGACACUAUUCAGUCAAAUCCGUGUAUGUGGAUGUAUAAAUCUAUCAAUACCGGAUUCUUUCGCGACCGAACCAUAAAAGAACUCUUAGAUUACAAUUGUACCACGGACAUGAUCUUCGAGUCACACGGACUUAAUUCGAACAAAUUCGGCACGACGCCGUUGGAUUUUUGGAUGCAAGAAACGACCCGGUGGGCGUACGAUCGGUACGAGCCGUUCGCGAAGGAUCCGCACGCAGCAUUGAAAGGUACGCGAGUCGGUCUCGCGGCCAGGCAUCUCAUCGAUACGCUCUCGCGACUCCUCGCAGAUGAAGUGGAAGCGUGGAUUGAAGACCAAUUCACUGUCAGCAAAGCGCUGUUCUAUCAUUAUUACGUCGCGAACCCGUGGCACACGCCCAGAGCCGGGGACCGGUAUUGGCGCGAUGAUGAUGAGUUGAAUAAACGCCCUAAAAACGGUUCAGAAUAUUGGUGUUGUCCGAUAACUCCGUUACAGCACUACGUUCCCGGAUGUUUGAAGCGAAAUCGAUGGGUGCGUAAUUAUGAUUACCAACGCACGAAACGCGAACGUCGAGCGCACGCGAACAUUCAGUACGAUUUGACCAGCGGUUUCGAUGCGGAGCUUCUGUGCGCGGCGCAAUUCGUACCGAAAGGGAAUUCCGCCCACUUCUGGGACUGGAAUAUAUGGAGGCACGAAAGUCGAGCGGAGGAGUGGAGUAAAAUUCUGUUGUUCGAUUAUACUAAACAAACCCGGGAAGCGGAUGCGAUAGCCACGGAGAUGACGGAGCACGCGUUUAUGACUGGGGGGACGCCACCCGUGGUAGAUGGCGCUUUGAACGAAAAAAGUGGCAAGCUUAGUAGAAAAGCCGCGGAAGAAUUCGUGAAGAAACGACAGGAUUCUUUACCGAAAGAGACUAUUUUUACGCGCUUGCGCUGGUCGCGGUUUCCUUGCGAUGGAGUAAUGUUGGACCCACCUACUGAAAUCAACGCGCACGUCCGCGAUAGGUAUUCUCACGUCCACGAUAAAACCAAUCCUCGAAAUGAAAACGAAUUGUCUUUCAGAGACUUUUUCAAAUACAAAGCGGGCGAUUCGUUGAGACAGCCGUACAAGAACGCGAGCGAACACAUCGCGCAGCUUUUCACUGGGAUGAGCCACCUCUCGACGUUUCUGGUGGAACCGGGAGAGACGCGCCCGAGGCGUCAAACUUUUUUACGAGAAGUUGAAGCGCACGAUACCACGCGCACGCAAUCAAACGUUUUGCGAUCCGCGUACGAAGCGAUCGUCUCGAAUAACGCACACACCGAACGCGCCAGGGUGCGAAUUGCCGGCUACUGCGCGAAAUUAAUAGUCUCUCGUUCGAGAAAGGUCGCGAUACCAGCCACUCGUCCUCACCAGGAAGAAGAGUGGAAGAAGCCUUUCGUACCGAUGGCAUUGGUGUGUUUCAUUUUCAACACGUGGAGAGAUCACUUCGAGGAUGAAAAAUAUGUGUUCGAUCACGAUUCCAAAUUCGCUUACGUGUUGCAAUUAUACUGCCAUUCGAUGGCGUUUGAAAACCCGGGCGCGCGAGACGUGUGUCGCAAGCACAUCGAGUUGGCGUUUAAAUUUCCUCUGGUCAAAAAAUUCGCGUUUCAAACGAGAACUUUCGCGGACAACUUUUUGCAAUCGUUCAGCAAUUGGUGCAAGUCAGUCGACGCGAGCGAUCUUAAUAGUUCCAGAGAGGAGGAGAUGGAAAAACAAAUCUCAUUCAUGAUGCGCGUGCUGUCAAACGUACCGGAAGGAUCAAAGAACGCGGGGCCCGAAAGACCGGGAUUUUCACCGAUUCGCGAGACUCUGAUACUGUCGAUGCGCAGAUAUCUGGAAUACUUGGCGAAAGAUUUAGGGGAUUUGAACGAAGGAUUGAUCGAGUGCAUGAGGGUUUUCAAAGACCACCCUGAGCUGAUCCCGGGGUACGGUGUCAACCAAUUACAUCCGAAACACUGGAAAAAGUUCCAAAUGCUCUUCGAGCGUAUCAUCGAGCGUUUGGAGUGCGUCGCGAGACUUCUAACGCGAUGUCGCGGAAUUCUCGAUUCGAGAGAUUUCAUGUUCGAACCUGGACUGAUGGACCAGCUCGCCGAAAUCAUCGCGUACAUCGGCAAGCACUUUCACUUAAAACCCGGCAGAGAAGGCACGGAAAAUCCAUUUGGAGUAUUUGUCAAACAUUUGGCCUCUGAACUUGAUUUUCAACAAGAUGUUAACGGAGUAUUAUGCGUUGACCCGGGAAGGUUUCUGAAUCCAGUGGUUGAGAUUCUCUGUCGAAUGACGGAAAGUCCUUUACCUGAGGAAGAAGAGAGACAUGAUUAUUACGAUCUCUACAGUGGAUGUGACUUCUUAAACGUUCGCAACCUUUUUACAAGGGUGCACGGGGAGGAUGAAGUCGAUGGUCCGAUCCGAGAUCACGGAGAUGAUAGGCAACAUUUCAAAUGCAAAGUCCGAGGUGAAUUUUUGGACGCGCUCGUGAGACACGUGACGAGAAAAGAUGUCCAGAACCUUUCGUUUUACUUCAAUGGCGAAUCUCUCAAUUUCGGAGGGCAUUCCAAUUUAUUUAAGGGCGUUUUCUUCUAUAUGUCGCCGUCUUGGUUUAUGGAUAAAGACGUGCUCUCCGAAGGUACAAUAACCGAAGCAACGGUGCAUCCAGAAGACGUCAUCAAGGACGGAGCACAACAAAAAGGAUAUUACAUAAAAAUGCAUUUCAACUCUGUCCGAUGCGAAAAUCGCAUCCUCCACGCGGCGGCUGUGAAAGCGUUGCACAUGAAAUUGAACGAUUUAGAAGCUUUAGAUGGCAACAAAAACAUCCUCCCGGAAAUGCUCGAUCCAAUCACGCACUCCAUCAUGCUCGACCCAGUUUUUGUGGGCAAAACGGAGAAGACAUCUUGCGACUUCUCGACGCUUUCCAGGCACUUUCAAAAAUCCGGCAAGCGAACCGAUCCGUUCACCGGUUUGCCCGUCGUCGGCGAGAUUCGCAGGAACGCGAAGCUGAAAGAGCGCAUAAAAAAACUCUUACAGAAGGAAAACGCGAUGUCGAUGAUAGGCGACGUGGAUGUGGACGUUUUUACCCCCGACGAUGCGAUGUCAGUUGAGUGGGCACGGGUGAAUGAAGAUAGAAAUACAUUCAACGCAGAUGAUGAUGUUCGCUCGAUUGGGGAUUGGCGCAAAAAUUGGCGCUUAGGAAAUUACGAGUAG
Bathycoccus prasinos is the source of this 5856-nucleotide messenger RNA. RefSeq lists its product with no specific name. Gene Ontology annotation, biological process: protein ubiquitination. Bases 1 to 5856 code for a protein of 1951 amino acids. Lineage: Eukaryota; Viridiplantae; Chlorophyta; Mamiellophyceae; Mamiellales; Bathycoccaceae. Gene Ontology annotation, molecular function: ubiquitin-protein transferase activity. The transcript has a single exon. The record is from RefSeq and is a predicted model, not a curated record.